This is a messenger RNA of Camelina sativa (false flax), 2103 nucleotides long. RefSeq names its product putative WRKY transcription factor 20. Gene Ontology annotation, molecular function: sequence-specific DNA binding; DNA-binding transcription factor activity. The record is from RefSeq and is a predicted model, not a curated record. NCBI's taxonomy places the organism in Eukaryota, Viridiplantae, Streptophyta, Magnoliopsida, Brassicales, Brassicaceae. Gene Ontology annotation, biological process: regulation of DNA-templated transcription.
AGAAGAAGAAGAGAGAGAGAAAGAAGCAGACAAAGAAUGGUCCUUUAUUAGAUUUCAAUUCAUUUCAGAUGUCAACAAGUCAACUUCUUUUGUUUUCCCCUCACUCACUGAGACAAUUAUCUUCUUCUUCUUCUUCUUCUUCUUCUUCUUCUUCUUCACACUUGUGUUUUUAGUAAAGGAAGCCCUUGUCUGAAAUGGACCCAGAUGAUGUUUCUAAUAAUCGCAAGGAGUUUCGACGCGAUUGUGCUGGUGGUUGUGCGAGGUAUAAAUUGAUGUCUCCGGCGAAACUUCCAAUCUCAAGAUCGUCUUGUAUCACUAUCCCUCCUGGGUUAAGUCCUACUUGGUUUCUCGAGUCUCCUGUACUUCUCUCCAACAUCAAGGCAGAACCUUCUCCUACUACUGGUUCAUUGUUCAAGCCUCAAGCUGUUCAUGCUAGUUCGAGUCCCUAUAGAGGGAGUACAAUUCAUCAGAAUAUCUUUCAAGAGCAGCACUCUACCGAUUUUGAGUUUAGACCUCCUCCUGCAUCCAAUAUGUUCUGUGCAGAGCUAGACAAGCGUACAAGUGAAUCGCCACUCCAGUUUCAAAGCCAUUCUUUAAAACACUCACCAUCUUCACUCACUGAGGUUGCAGCUUCCUCAACUGAGAUAAGUCGACCUCAUCAGACAACACCAUCAGUGUCUGAUAUUCCCGAGAGAUCUGAUCCAGAUGAAUCAGCUCAGACAUCUCAAAACGAUUCCAAAUCAAGUGCACCGUUUAUCUUGGCUGAUGAUGGCUAUAACUGGAGAAAGUACGGUCAAAAACAUGUCAAAGGAAGUGAAUUUCCACGGAGCUAUUAUAAGUGCACACAUCCUAAUUGUGAAGUGAAAAAGCUAUUCGAAAGGUCUUAUGAUGGACUCAUAACUGAGAUUAUAUACAAAGGAACACAUGACCAUCCUAAACCUCAACCCAGUCGGCGAAACUCAGGUGGUCUUGUUAUGCCUGCACAAGAAGAAAGACUGGACAAGCAUUCUUCUUUAGACGGCCGAGAUGAGAAAGGAUCUAGCUUCUACAACUUGCCUCCUCCUCUUGAGCAAAACGGUAAUCCAGAUGUAUCUCCUGUCUCUGCAAAUGACGAUGGUGGAGACGUUGCAAUGUCAGAUAAGAACAACGAUGACAUGGAUGACAAUGAUCCAUUCUCAAAACGAAGGAGGUUGGAUGGGGCAAUGGAAAUAACUCCACUUGUUAAACCAAUAAGAGAACCUCGCGUUGUUGUUCAAACUCUGAGUGAAGUUGACAUAUUGGAUGAUGGUUAUAGGUGGCGUAAAUAUGGCCAGAAAGUCGUAAGAGGCAACCCUAAUCCCAGGAGCUAUUACAAAUGCACGGCUACUGGAUGUCCAGUGAGAAAACAUGUGGAGAGAGCGUCACACGAUCCAAAAGCUGUUAUAACCACAUACGAAGGCAAACACAAUCACGAUGUACCAACAGCAAGGUCGACCAACAACAAUCAUGACAUGUCAGUGCCCACAUUCAGACCAGAAGAGACCACUGACACAAUCAGCCUCAACUUAGGUGUUGGAAUCGCAUCUGGCGGUCCUGACCAUCCAUCAAACGAGCAUCCACAUCCGCAUCAGCAGCAACAACAACAACAUAUUCGUUCUGAAUUUAUACACCAAACUCAAACCAAUGGAACUGCUGGAUUCAGGUUUGUUCAUGGACCUCCCAUGGGAUCCUACUAUGGCAAUAGCUUAAACGCCGGUAUAAAUCAUCAAUAUAACGGAUCAAGAGAAACAACACACGAGGCUCAAACAGGUGACAUCUCUUCUUCUUCUUACCCAUCUCCACAUAACAUAGGGAGAAUACAAUCUGGUCCCUAGAUGAGAGUGGUCUCCACAAGCCAACAACCAUAGUAUCACAAAAAGGCUCCUUACUUCCAUUCUUUAUCUUAAUUCUUCUUAGGUUAGGAAUGGAAUAACUUUCUUCUCUGUAAUAUAUGAUCUAUAUUUGACACACUAAGAUAGAGAGUGAGAGAUAGAGAUACUACUGGUCUUAAUCUCCCAACAUAUUUGUAAAAAAAUACACAAAUCUUUAAAAUGUAUUCAAGUACAUCUCCUCUUGUUUUUUUUU